AUGUCUCCCUAUCUUGUAGUGCCCGAUAAGCUGGCUGACGAUCUCGAUAUGGACUGUCCAGCCUCUGGACCAUUGACUAUAUGGAUGGCCUCCUCCGAGGUGGAUCAGAAAGCCUUGGGCACUUUCGCGGCCGCCAUGGCCCUCGAAAACCCUUUAUUAUCGUCAAUGCUUUAUAAAAUCCUCGGAUUAUCGGUGAUGCUGUCCAAGAAACUACUCCGGGCCCGCCGACAACGCCGCCUAGACAUUACGCGCGAGACCAAGUCUCUGCAACUUUACCACCAUAUAAUAUGGCUUUCGCGCGAAGGGUUAUUCAUAUUAGAGGGCUACGUAUUACCGAUGGUAGCCAAGUCGAUCGAGUUGAAGGUCCUCGCGUAUAAGCUGCGUGCCUCAUUUUACCAUAUCUUCGUGCUCUUCCACCAAAGACCGGCCCUACAACCCGCGCCGACCGACGUGCCCGCCAACCUCAAGCACGAAUCAAUGUAUGACCCCCGAUCCAACACCUGGUCUUCCUCCCGGUCUUCCCGUCCAACCCGUCCAACCGGCAUCCUCUUUCCUUCUCCCCCGCUGGAUUACACGGCCACCGCAACCGCCUGUUUCAACCACGCCGCUAUCCUCGCCGAUAAACUCUUACCAGGCUCGCACCCACUCCGACUAUCGGUCAAGCUCGAGUACGCCGCCUACCUUUACGACUGUCUCCAGGACCCAAUUGCCUGUCGCCGUGUUGCCAAGCAUGCGAUUGCCGACGUCUACAAUGCCCAAGAGGGCAUGGACGACGAGAGCUUCGAGGAUGCGGCGGAGAUCGUUGGUGUACUCGGAAAGAUGGUCAAGCGUGGCGGCAAGCCGGGCAGCAGUACUGCGGGGAGCACGGUCUCUCGUGGGGACCGAUCUUAUAGUCAGAGCAGCCGUUCACCCUCUCACCUCGAUACCAGCGUCCCUACAACCGUGUCCCCGGUUCCGGUCACCAAGUCCACGCCUACAGUGGCUUCGAGCGCGGCUCUCGAGCCUGCGGUGCCGAACGCAAGCAUGAUGAAUCCGAUUUGA
Molecule: messenger RNA, 1041 nt
Organism: Penicillium chermesinum
Lineage: Eukaryota; Fungi; Ascomycota; Eurotiomycetes; Eurotiales; Aspergillaceae
Gene: erg27
Product: protein erg27
Exons: 2
Coding region: 1-1041 (346 amino acids)
Biological process (GO): signal transduction
Cellular component (GO): cytoplasm
Source: RefSeq, a predicted model, not a curated record